Styela clava is the source of this 1299-nucleotide messenger RNA. RefSeq lists its product as uncharacterized. NCBI's taxonomy places the organism in Eukaryota, Metazoa, Chordata, Ascidiacea, Stolidobranchia, Styelidae. The record is from RefSeq and is a predicted model, not a curated record.
ACCAAUAUGAAAUCAUAUUGCAAUACUUGUUUCACUUUGCUAUUGAUUUGUAAUGGAUUGAUAUUAUUUGCGAACGGUUACAGUUUACGAAAACCGAAAGAAGCUUCAUCGAUAUUUUUAAUAAAACACGAUCUACGACUUUGUUUUGACAAUCUUCAAGCUGGUCGUCUUGUGCGUUCUAUUGAUGGUGAAGAUUUUUGCAAUUAUAAUGGAAAGAAUUACACGUUUAUGCAACAUAUAUUCGAUCCAGCAACGUGCAGAUCUUGUAUUUGUCUGGCUCCCCACACUUUGUAUUGCUGUCAGGCUGAACUAGUGCCGGAGGAAAUGCCGCCACAGUGCAAAGCGGUUCCAGACAGUCGACACAGUCCUGUACCACCGCUCAGGCACUGCUUGGCGCCCCUGAUAGAAAACAAUACGUCCAGCAGACGUCCAGAAGCUUGCAAGGAUCGGAACUUACGCGAAGCUUUAUCUGGAACAAAGCUGCUACAUGUCGGUGGCGGCAGAAGCGGAAUUCUGAGAAUAAUGGCGGUCAAAUCUAUGAACACAAACGCAAAAAGACAUUCCGGGGAUAAAACGAAAGCAGAUAUUAGAAUUCUAGGAAAACUAAUUCUCCAAAGAAAGAAUUUUAUUGAUAUCAAAAGUGACCUGUGAAUGAGUAUACGACCUUUUGCCAGCAUGCAAAAGUCUGUCGUGUUGUAGCAGCGUAAAGAUACGUUCACUGGGAAGAAUCUUGGAUGAGGAAAUUAUGAGUCACCUGAUUCUCUCACGUUAUCCAGAAAUGAAUGUUUGUUGUUGGAAUUAUCUCUGUAGAUGGCUCCUAAUGGCACCAUCUUCGCACCUUAAAUCUAACAGAAGAUCAUCUUGGGUCGAUGCCCGUUAUUUGAUUGAAAAUUGAAAAUACAGAGAUGACAAAUAAAGCACAAAAAUGUUUGCAGUAUCUCUUCAUACAAGAGUGUACGCAACAUUUACGAGCACAGAAUACGGAAUAUAUUCCAUGGCUCACUAAACGACCAUUUUGCUAAUGGUCCACCGAUUUUCUCAAAAAUGCGUUUUUCAAAAACCCAUUUCACCUGGAGGCCGAAAACAGUGUUGUAUUUUUCCACAUGUAUUAUAUCCUCUCAUUUCAGUCUGUGGACCUCAUCACCAUCAAGGUUGAAAGUUUACACCGUCGACAUCUUGAAAUGUCUUGAAGAAUCAAAUUGUAUCAUUUUUAUAUUACUUUACGCUCUUAUAUAACUUAUUUAUUCGAACGUUUUAUAUUCAUCUGCGUUUCUAUCACCUAUUUAUUUUUUCUAUUCU